AUGGCCCCCAUUGGAGUCGCUCUCAUUGGCGGGGGAAUAUUUGUCAAGGAAGAGCACCUGCCUGGGGUUUUAGCGUGCGAGACCUUGGCCCUGAAGGCCAUCUACUCGAGGUCGCUCAAGUCUGCCCAGGACACAGCCUCGCUGGUCCCAAGCUCGCACCCGCCUGUUGAUCUGUAUUCUGAGGACUCUGGGGAGGGCAAAUCCUACGAUGAUGUUCUGAAGCGUACCGACGUCGCGGCAGUCAUUAUCGCCCUGCCCAUUCGCAACCAACCAGAGUACAUCAAGAAGGCUCUCGCUGCUGGCAAGCACGUCUUGUCAGAGAAGCCAGCCGCUCCGGACUCGGCUGCCGCGGUGGAGCUCAUCAAGUGGUACCAUGGCAUCUCCGCUGAGAAGCGCGUCACUUGGGCCGUCGCUGAGCAGUUCCGGUACCUGGACAAGUAUGUCUGGGCUGGCCAGGAAGCCCGUAAGCUCGGCAAGGUGACUGGCUUCGUGGUCAAAGUCUUUUACAUGAUGAAGCCUGACAACAAAUAUGUCGGCACCGACUGGCGUCGCAACCCGACCCACGACUAUGGGUUUGUCUUGGACGCUGGCGUGCACUGGGUCGCUGCCAUGCGGUUGAUGCUUGGCGACGAGACGGUAGAGUCCGUCAUGGGAUUCUCCCACACCGGAACCCAGCAUCUACCUCCGCCGGACUCUCUCCAUGGCGUCCUUAGACUGAAAUCCGGCGCGGCGGGCUCGUUCUUGUGCUCGGUGGGCUCCACAUUCGCAGCCCAAGACUACACCGUUAUCUGUGAGAAGGGAAGCGUGACAGUCUCCCGGGACCGAGUCACCCUCGUGAGUGGCACCGACAGGGAGGAUAAGGAUUUUGAGUUUCGGAGCGCCGUGCCCAUAGAGAUUCGCGCCUGGGCGGAUGCCAUGGCGGCCGGCAAGCCCGACCCACGCCAGAGUCCAGAGGAGGCUCUCGCGGACCUAGAGCUCCUGGAGGGGUUGCUCAAGAGUGCCGAAAAAGAGGGAGAGCGACGCUACUUGAAGCACCAGUAG
This is a messenger RNA of Thyridium curvatum, 1041 nucleotides long. RefSeq lists its product as uncharacterized. Lineage: Eukaryota; Fungi; Ascomycota; Sordariomycetes; Thyridiales; Thyridiaceae. Gene Ontology annotation, cellular component: cytoplasm. The transcript has 3 exons. Gene Ontology annotation, molecular function: oxidoreductase activity; nucleotide binding. Bases 1 to 1041 code for a protein of 346 amino acids. Gene Ontology annotation, biological process: NADPH regeneration. The record is from RefSeq and is a predicted model, not a curated record.